Messenger RNA from Danaus chrysippus (African queen), 486 nucleotides. The record is from the annotation of a GenBank genome assembly. NCBI's taxonomy places the organism in Eukaryota, Metazoa, Arthropoda, Insecta, Lepidoptera, Nymphalidae.
UUGGACUACGAAGAAGUGUUGGCUAUGCGAGAAGCAAGUAUUAUCAAACAAAUAGACCCAGUACGAGAUCUGACUCCAUGUGAGCCUAGGCCUGAACGUGGAUGUCUAUACAAUGUUAAACUAGAUCCAUCGGAGAGUCACGACUUAUGGAGUAGAGGAACUAAGAUAACAGAUAUACUGUGGAGUAGAUUGAGGACCUUGUGGUCAAUGCAAUUAAAAAGAGGUCCAGCAAUGAUAGACCCUCGAGCCGAUCCAGAAAAUUUCGGUUACAGAUGGUUACCGUGGCUUAACGACAGUUCGCCAGUCAUGACCCUGAAUGAUACUAAUGUAUCUAAAACUGAAAUGGGUUCAAAUUUUAGUGAAAAUUAUAAAAUUAUGCCCAAUAGUGAUGGUUCUUCAAAUGGAAAAACAGUUGCAACACCAGUUAACUGUCAAGAUGUCAAAGGGCUUAGAAAUUUCCUUUGCAUAUUAAGGAGUGUUUUCUAG